Messenger RNA from Bemisia tabaci, 3169 nucleotides. RefSeq lists its product as uncharacterized. The record is from RefSeq and is a predicted model, not a curated record. Lineage: Eukaryota; Metazoa; Arthropoda; Insecta; Hemiptera; Aleyrodidae.
GUUAUAAUUGAUAAUAAAUGUAAAUAAACAACGCGCACAACUAAUUUUUUAAGUUAAGAGUUAUCUGUUUAUUGAAGUUUUAUUGUCUAAGUUAAAAGCGCAAGCUAACCAUGUGAAAAGUUCAGUGCUAUUUUUUUAAAGGUUUUCAUGACCUUUACCUUUACAUUAGCACUCUAAGGAGUUAACGUUGUGUUAUUGCGCACACUAGUUCAUCGUCUGAAGUGACUUUCCUUUAGCAGACAUGACUACCUUAUCAGGACACUCAUAUGCCUCAGCACUUGCACAUUUAGUAUUAACAGGAUCCUCUUGUUGGGCCCUCAGUAAAAUAAACAGCGGAGUUCAUGGCAAGUAUGCACUAGGUGCAUACUGCUUGCAUCUAGCUCAUGGUGUCAUAGGAUUGUUCCGAUAUGCUAUCCCUCAGCAUAAAAGCAACUACAGGUUUCUGCAAAUGAUACGGGCAGUGUACCUCCGAAUCAGACUUGUCAACUCAAAUUUGGCGCUACCCCUAAUGACAGUUCAAGUAGCAUUACUGUUGAAGCCAGCAUGGCAGUCUUUCAUACUGUUUCUGCUUGCCAUACCUAGUCUUCACGUUUUGAGAUACUGGGUUCAUAAACCAUACUCUGUACCUGAGUUGGAAAUCUUUUCGCAAACCCUUUGUUUGGGAGCUCUUGGCUACUUGAGCUAUUCAGAGGGCAAUGACUACGGGUAUGCGCUCUUAUUCAGCUGUUUUGCUGCAGUACUUAUCCACCGAAUGACUGAUGAGUUUUCUCGCAGAGACUUAUUUGUUUACGCUCUGUCAUUUUUUGUAUUUUUCUCGUACAAAACUUUACACUCUAGUUUACCAUUUUACUACAGAUAUUUUUACUAAAAAUCAUUGUUUAAAGCCACUGAAAGCUCCCGAUUGUGAAGCCUCUGAGUUGUCGUGUGUCAAACUGUCAAGUAUUUUGAACCUUCUUGAUUUUUAUCUGCAAAGAAUCCAUUGAAUCAAGUUGUGACAACAGGUGUUUUUGGUAAUUGCCUUAUGUUUUGUUCUUUUUUUUCAAAAAAAAAAAAAAGAAAUAAAUUAAAUAUUAUUUUUCUUCAGUUAAAAUUACCAUUCAAAUGAUUUUACACGUUGAGAAAUUUUCAUCGAAAGUUUGGCUUCUAUCAAAAAAAAAUUUUCAUCGAUUUUGCUUUAUGUGAAAAAAAAAAAAAAAAUAGAGAGGAGGAAAAUUUUUUGAUAUCAAAAGUCCCAAAAGUCUUGUCUUUGACCCUCAUAUAAGCGAACAAAUGAAGGUAGCAAAUUACAGGUUGUACAAGAUUGAAAAUCAUUUGCUAACUUUUCAAGGCGUCCUCCUUGAGCUCAUGAAAUCAAAUAUUCACUGAGCUCCAGUAAUUUUUAGACAAUUUGUUUAAGUACUUCUCGGGAAAAUUCUACACCUUUUUUAAGAGAGGAAAUUCAAAGUUCACCAGCAAUAAGUUCUACCGAAGUGAAAUGUCAAUGGGCCAGUGUCAUGGUCUACACAAAAAUUCUGAAAAAACCUCAGGGGUUACCCACGCAAAUUUGUUGCCCGAAAAUCACUACACUGAACUCAGCAAAUUUUUGAUUGAAUAAGCACAGCGAAGUUGUGUUAGAUAGCUAAUGAAGCACUCUUUAAGCUUGUACAGCUCACAUUAUCUUUCUUGUAUUUCUUUUUUCACUCAUUUGAGGGUCUGGUCACAAUAAUUUUUGAACAUCCAUUGUAAUAUUAGUUGGACUUACUUAAUUUAAUGAAGGAUUUCAGUAGAUUUAUUUUAAUUUCAACACAGUUUGAAGACGAAUUUUCACAAGUGGAUUUGGUCGAAGUCUUUAACUUACUACGAACCUCUGUCACAUUAAAACAAAAUUGCCUUUGGGCGAUGGUGUGCUUACAACAUUUGGUUUUCAUGCCGGCAGCAAAGAUGACCUCAUCCAAAAUUCCUGACCCGCGUCCCGAGAUGGGUUGACAAGUGGAUAGAUACAAACAUUGGCCAAAAUUAAUCAAAUAGCUGAGUGUAGGUUUUGACUGCAGCAGCGCGUUUUUCUCCUAUUGUUUUGCAAUCCUGCCAAUCUGGUUGAAAAAGUUGACCAAAUCCACUAGCGAAAAUUCGCCUUAAUUCUCCCAAGAACCGAUAGCACCGGCUUCUUUAUCAAAGUAUUGGAUAGUUGUUACAUUAGCCAAUCGGAGCAGGGCUUGCAUAGAAUGCUUUAGCCACUAAGAGAGGGUUUUACAGAUUUCAUUCUACAAUUCUGAAGUAGCUAAGUAAUAUUUUUUCCUUUUUUCAAUAUUUAAGUAUUUUCUUCGGCAAAAACAGGCAUGAAUGUUCCCAAUUUCUUGAAGAAAUGACACAUGGUUUUGUCUUUCAUUGUAGAAAUGUGUUUAAAUUAAUUUCACUCUGCAUUUGAUUUUCAUUGUGUCCUGUGCCCGGUGAUUAGCAGAAAUCACCAUGUGUGGUAUAAAAUUUUGCAGACCACAUGGUUUUGGCUAGCAUGAUAUUGAAUCAUCUUCCUUUUUUUAAAGAUAUGUGUAUUGAAAUCUGUCUUUUUGAUGAUUGACUUUAUUUGACAUGUUUCGGUAAUGCCUGCAUUAAAUUUUGCUCUCAAUGCGAGAAAGAGGAAGAGAUUUCUCGCCAUUCGCCAUUGUCUUAGUGCACUGAUUGUUUCUGACUGCAUGUUUUUCAGAAUUAAAGUUAGGAAUUAAAAUUUCUUUUUAUGCGGUGUUUUUACAUUCUUACAAAGUUCAUUGAUGUGUAAUUGUGUACCCACUAUUGAGUUACUUAGGUACCAAAGUGUUAAUUUUAUGAAGACCCUCAGAUCUGUGUUGGUGGUUUUUAAACUGCCGUGAGAAUAUUUAUAAAAUUUGUCAGUAAAAACUUACCUGAAGGUAAAACAAUUGACUAUUUAUUGAAGCUGCAAGUAAAAAUGAUGAGCUGACCAAUCUAUAAUCACAUCAUUUUACUUAAAUGUGAAGAAAGUACCUACCUUUUAAAACAUCUAUUAAUUUAAUCAUAAGGUAUUACCUGAUUUAUUUUUCUAUGCACUGUCAUGUUUAUUAACUUAUUUUUAAUAUUGUCAAAAGUAAUUAAUGGCUUUUUUAUCCGUCUGUUUUUCUUUUUUCGUUUUUGGACUUAUUUGAGAUUGUUACAAAUAUACUGAAAUUUAGUGCUUUCA